UCGUGCUUUCGCGAGUCGCUAGGUUUCGUUGUAAACAGAGAAAACAGGGUUUUUUUCCUAGCGAGUUUUUACUUGUAUUAUGAUUGCGCACUGAAUUUGUUGCUAUUGCAAACGACAAGUGAGAGUGUAUGACGUGAUCUGGAGCAUUUUUCUUGAUUUUAUUUUGUUUUGUGUAUAGUCUUCAAGCCGUAUCAGAACAGAAAGCUCGAACUGGAGCGGUCUGGUUGACUGUUUUUGUGUUUUUACAUACAGCACAGUACUAAUGCGCAGCGAGGUGUCGACAGCUGGUAACUAAAACAUUACUGCGAAUAAAUUUGCAUUAGCGCAUUGUCGUUCGGACUGUGAGGACGCAGGUCGUAUCAAGAGUUUCAACGAUAGAGGCAGUGUUUUUUGAAUCUCCCAUAAGUGUUAUUUUGUAGUGUAAUUGUCGAUCCUGUAAAUCGUUUCGAAGAGAACGCCAUUUUAAUACAAUUUUAUUGAGUGCGUGCGUACGUGUGAUUAAAACAACGCCAACAAGGUUCCGUAAAAUAUCUCCUGAACUGUACAUUUGACGUUGUACAAGGGGUUUCUGUUACCUGACUUUCGAAAAGAAUUUGCAGUGAAACAAAGUAGCCAAGUGCAUGAAAAGGAAACUGGAUCGACGUAAACAGUUCUACAAAGAGGUGUGCGUUUUUUUACGAAUUGCGCGUUGAGUAGCGCAUCUGUGCCUGUGUUGGUGCUUUGUUUAUAGACCGUUUCUCCUUCUGUUGAAUUUCUUAACCUGGAGAGACAGCUGCGGAGGUUCCACGUACACUAUUGAAAUCUUUGUUUACAAAUAUAGCGAAGAGUAGCAAGGAAGGAGAAUUGAUUUUUCCAUUGACUCGGUACACCAGCGCACAGAGAAAUUUUCCUGUACGACAAACCGGGAACCAUCCGUACAUUCCAGACAAAGAACAAGAGAAUGUUCAAUUCUAUCAAUCUAACGAGUGGAACGGAUAAAAUGACAACGACGCCUAGAAAGAGUGAGGAUCUGUUGGGAGAAUCAUGGAUUGAACUGUCAUCGAACACGAACACAUGCCCCAAGAGUCCCGAUCGGACCACCCCACUGCCAUUUACCUCGGUGGAAGAAUAUUUGAGACUGUUACGGGAAGCCCAGCGGGAAUCGAAAGAAUCGAGCCGAGUGACUUCGCUGACCAGUUCGCGGCGGGAUUCGCCCCGCGGUAGUCCAAAAUCACCUCCCAAUAGUCCAAACACGGAACUUGCCACCACCGAGGAAGAGCUAAGGGGUGUUUACAUCAACUAUCUCAACCGGGAAGGAAAACCUACCGCUCAGAGAGAUAACGACUGGAUGUGGGAAUGGAGCAGUCGGCCGGACCAACUGUCACCAUCAAACUGGAAAUUUGAUCAUCCCAAACAAAGAAUCCGCAGGGUUCAGCAAGGAGGUUACUCGAUGCGGUUGGCACGGGUAGGCAAAAAUUCCCUUUUUUCGCGUGAAGUUCUCUACUCCCUUGUACUGACCAAUGUAUUGUCGCUUUUGCUGGGCGCAGGAAUUGGCGCAUGGCUGCACAAACGAGGACUGCUGUUUACCAGAAUUUCGAUUGAAUAAUCUGCAAACAGAGAACAAUUUCCUGAUGACAGAUUGCAAUAUUUUAAGUUAUGUCAUGAAUACGCUGUUGUAAUUUAGAGUCAUCAUUCAGCAUUACGAUCUAGUGUCAAAUCAGUGGAGCGAGAAUUGGCAGAUUAACUUUGCCAUGAUAUGGAUCUUUUUAACGAAAAGAAAACUUUAAUUCAAAGACAUCACUUGUACACCGACACGAUAAAAAGGGCUAAGUUGUUCUUGUGAUCGUGUUUGGACAAAAACUAGGACUGCUAGGACAAAAAUGGAAACUCAGGAAAUUAUUAAAUACCAAAAUUUUGAAAAGGUUAGACUAAUGGUUUGCAGGAUUUAAAACUAGGCAAUGAAAAAAGUUGAGCAAAGAGUCGCUUUGAAUACGACGACGCUAUGUAGUUUCCAAUUUUACGUGAAUUUGCUAGUGCUAAAGACGAUUCCUGUAAAUAAAUUUAUUUUAUUUACUGCUGUUUCGUUAGUCAAAAUUACAAAUCUGUAUCGGAGAUAUCUAUAUUCUCGAAUUAUUGGUUUGCUGCUGUAAAGCAAAACACAUAGCUAUCGGAACCAUACAUACAACUGUUUUAGUUAUUAAAUUUUGUUAUUUUUAUUUACGCACUUUCGUCGCAGUGUCAUUUUUGUUUCAAAAUACUUACACCUGGACAGUUAUGCUUGAAGUUUAUAUAAUUUGACAUGAUAAUUUGCUUAUCAUAAUCAAAGUGAUAAAGAGCAGUAAUGCAAGGCAAAACACAUUUGUUGCAAGUCAUUUUUUUUAUCGAUUAUAGCACCAUCAAAGUGAACGAAAAAUGAGAAUUUUGUAAAAAGAUAUUUCCAGCCCCUUAGACUAUGACUAACAUUUGCUAUAACUAUAACCGGUCUUCUUUGAAUUAGGAUGAUAGACUUACCUAGUUUGAAUAACAAUAACGAAAUCAUGUGAUUUUCAAAAUUGCGGCCGACCUAGUAUGCAUAUACCACAAACAAAAGUAAACGAGUAAUUCUUCGGAGCUGCUGAAGGAAUUCUGCUUGUAUUUUUGCAAAUAAUGAAGACGAAUAUUUUUACUUUAGAUAUUAUUAUUUAAUGCCAUUUUCAUUUAAACUGCUCUAGGAAUAUUUUGUUUUGCUUUGAUUUCCUAAUACUUUAGGUUUUAUUCACAUGUUUAUUUUUUAUGUUGGUUGCAAAUGCAUAGUAGCAUAGCAGUUGUUGAUGUGCUGAUAUGACUGAUGCCAUUUUAUACAGAACUUUGCCAUCUUAGUUCUGUUUGAAAUAGCUAUUCAAUGUUCAUAGGGGCACUAUGAAUAGUAGUGUUCGGUAGCAAUCGAGCUGCAGAGAUUAUUAGGUUCGGAGGUCGGUUUUGAAGAUUAAAAUAAGUGCAAAUGAUUAAUAAAGAAUUCGUUUAUGACGACCUAGCUUGAAACUGAGCGAACGAGUGGUACCCAUUUGCUCUGUUUGAAAGCACUUUGUGCGAAACUAUACGAGCUAGGCUUCAAACGAAUUCAUUAUAAGUUGGAUCUUUUAUAUGCUCAAGGCGCCAUCUAAUAGCUUCAUAUUCCAAUUCCCAGAUGGAGCUUUUUCUAUAGUUUAUCUCACGUAUGACUAAAAUAUAACGUCUAUCAUCAGUAGAGUAAUAAGGGUACACGAAUGUGUUUGGAAAUAAAUUAUGCAUUUCGGCAUUUUGUUUAAAACCUACUAUUGUCUCGCUCACUUUGACAUGAUAGUGUAAGCAAUUAAUCUGAAUUUGAUGUCUUAUUGGCUUUUCUGUACUAGGUAAACAAACAGUAUAAAUAUUCAAAUAUUACAAUUAUUUUUCAAAUUAAACUAGUAAACUAGAAGUUAUUUUUACAUACAUCCAUAAUGUGAAAUAAAUUAACU
Messenger RNA from Sabethes cyaneus, 3455 nucleotides. It is a transcript of the gene BNIP3, whose product is annotated as BCL2/adenovirus E1B 19 kDa protein-interacting protein 3. The record is from RefSeq and is a predicted model, not a curated record. Gene Ontology annotation, cellular component: mitochondrial outer membrane; nucleus; mitochondrial envelope. The transcript is spliced from 5 exons. Gene Ontology annotation, biological process: mitochondrial outer membrane permeabilization; positive regulation of apoptotic process. NCBI's taxonomy places the organism in Eukaryota, Metazoa, Arthropoda, Insecta, Diptera, Culicidae. The coding region runs from base 941 to 1585 and encodes 214 amino acids.